UCACACACAAUUACAUAUUGUGUUCGUAAAUGUUCGUUUGUUUUUCGGUGGACUGAGGAGGAAAACACAAUCAUAAUAUUAGUUUAUAACUUAGAUUAAAGAUGUUGUUAUGGACUUUAAUAUUGUUGUCAGCUGUAGUGUCAAGUUUCGGCGAUGAGGCCGAGUGGCGAGAGGUUAAAACUUUUCAAGGGACGGUGCGCGGGCGCAGGGAUCCCGAGGGAGGCCUGUAUGGCUUCUACAGUAUACCUUACGCCACGGCGCCUAGAGGAGCAGACAGAUUCAAGGAAGCGCUUCCAGGACCAGUAUGGUUACAAACGCUAGACGCUGUCGACAAACGCAUCAUAUGCUGGCAGGCGAAGACCAAGUACAUAAAUGUAGAAAAUCAAACCAUGCACGAAGACUGUCUUCAUGUAAACGUCUUUGUUCCCGACACGGAAGAGAAAAAACUACCCGUCAUAGUAAUAGUUCAUGGAGGUGGAUUCGCUAUUGGAUAUGGAAAUAUGAUGCCAAUUAAACAACUUGUAAAGGAAAAGAAAGUCAUAGCCGUCACGUUUAAUUACCGUUUGGGAGUUCAAGGGUUCUUGUGUCUAGGCACGAAUGACGUACCAGGUAACGCUGGGCUUAAGGACCAAGUAGCUUUACUCAAAUGGGUAAAGAAAAAUAUCGCCCGAUUCGGAGGCAACCCCGAUGACGUCACAAUUUCAGGAGGCAGUGCUGGUUCAAUUUCUGUAAAUUUGUUGAUGCUGUCAAACUCCGCGAAGGGGCUAUUCCAUAAAGUUAUCCCGGAAAGUGGGGCUAGCGUAUCAUCUAUUGCAGUUCAAAUCGAUCCAUUAGCAAACGCGAAAGCUUUUGCAAAAAGGUUGAAUUUUACUGAAGUUGAUGACUUCCACGCCUUGAAAGCAUUUUAUAAAACUACCCCACUGGAAGAAUUGAUGCUUGAUGUAAUUAGUCCUGUAAAAGACAUAUCAAAUUUGUUUUCUGCUUGUGUGGAACGAAAAACAGGUAGUUCAGUUUUUCUUACUGAUAGUCCAAUCAAUAUUAUCAAACAAGGUAAAUACAAGAAACUGCCCGUUUUAUUCGGAAUAAGCAACAUGGAAGGUUCGAUAUACGUAGAUUAUUUUGAGACUUGGAAAAAUGAAAUGAAUGAGAAGUUUUCAAAGUUCUUACCAAUUGACUUACAAUUCGAGAAUGAGGAAGAGAAGGACGAGAUCGCGAGAAGAGUAAAACAAUUUUACUUCGGCCCCCAUCCCGUGAAUAACCAAAACAUACUCGCUUAUGUAGAAUACUUUAGCGACGUCUUAAUGGGCUACCCAACUUUUAGGACUGCUAAACUUCAAGUAGAAAGUGGUAACAAUCAGAUAUACUUAUAUGAGUAUGCUUUUGCGGAUGAGAGUUUUCCUGCAGUGCCGCACACGGACGUGCGUGGAGCCCCACAUUGUGGCCAGACGACGGCAGUGUUCGAUGGAAUCGUUUUUGUAAGCAAUGACGAAAGUGCCCUGUCACCAGCAUUUAAAAGGAUGAAAACUACAAUGAGAGAAUUGUGGCAUAACUUCAUAGUACACGGGAAACCAGUGCCGGAGGGAUCACCGUUCCCAGCGUGGCCGGCAGCAGACGCCAGUGGGAACCCGCAUAUGUCUUUGGAUCGAGUGUUGGAACUGCGAGGACCAUUCCUGGACAAACGUAUGCAGUUAUGGGAUGAUAUCUACGACAAAUACUACCGAGAACCAAUGUCUCCGCCAGAGCCACCACCAGAGAAACACACAGAGCUGUGAACAAGACUCUUAAUAGUUAAAUUAAGAAAUCGUCUUCGAAAGACUAGGUACAAUGAUUUAUCAGACAAAAUAAAAAAGGUUUUCUAUAAAAGUCUUUGAAUACAAAAUGAUUGUGCUCAUCAAAUAAUACCAGUAUUAUAACUAUAAUCAUCUAAAUGUUUGUAUACUCCAUUAUUUCGCGCACUGGUAUUCUAGUUUUGAUCGCAAUAAAGGUUUGUAACACACUAA
This is a messenger RNA of Trichoplusia ni (cabbage looper), 2000 nucleotides long. Its product is annotated as acetylcholinesterase-like. The transcript has 3 exons. Bases 102 to 1772 code for a protein of 556 amino acids. The record is from RefSeq and is a predicted model, not a curated record. Lineage: Eukaryota; Metazoa; Arthropoda; Insecta; Lepidoptera; Noctuidae.